CGCAAUGUAUCCCAUUGAGAUAAAGUGGAGGCUGUCUGGCUCAAUGCUAAUAUCAUUGACAGUACGAGAGUUUCGGUGGCCAAGACAGUAUGUCAACAUGUUGGUAUUUUUUUUUUAGGUUGAAUCCAAAUAAUUAUGUUAAUUGAAAUGUCAAAGUGCAAAGACAUGGUUAAGUUGUGAAAUAAUCAACUCAAUUCUGUUUGUACGAUAAGUUGAAUGAAUUGAAAAUAAAAGUUAACGCUAUAUUUAUUUUGAAGUACAAAAAUGGGAGAUGACUACAUUGAGAAAGGCCUUCUGUAAACACUGCUAUACACACAACAACACAUCAACACAUCAAGAACCUGACAAAAAGAGCUCCACAAUUAUCAGCACCUCUGUUCUUCUCGCAAAGAAUCAUCUUGGCCUUGCUGUCCUUCGUCGGGACUUUGCUUGUGUACGUCACGAGGGUCAAUAUCUCCGUGGCAAUUAUAUGCAUGGUGCGUAACCCACAAACCAACGCAACAACAGCAUGGAACUCUUCGGGUGUCAACGGCACCCUGAACGUGACGCUGGGAGCUGGUGUCUGUGGGGACAUGGGUGUUUCAGCAGUCGACAAGGACACCAACGAUAGGGCGGAGUUUGACUGGGACAAGCUGACUAGAUCAGAGCUACUCUCCAUGUACUUCUAUGGAUAUAUCUUCACACAAAUACCAAGUGGCUGGUUGGCGUCCAGGUACGGAGGCAAGAGAGUCUGGGAGGUCAACAUGUUCAUUUGUGCUCUCUGCACCAUACUCACUCCAGUGUGUGCCAGGACUCACAUCUACAUGGCCUACGCUGCCAGAUUUAUACUAGGCGUUGCCGCUGGAGUAACAUUCCCCUGUGUCCACGCCAUGCUGGGCAAAUGGGCGCCACGCUAUGAGAGAAGCAUGCUCACAUCGUUUGUGUUUGCAGGACCGCUGAUUGGUAAUAUUGCAACAUUUUCAAUAUCUGGACUUCUUUGUCAGUAUGGAUUUGACAACGGCUGGGGAUCAAUUUUUUAUUUGUCAGGUAUUUUUAACUUUCUUUGGGUGAUUGUUUGGCAUUUCACAACCGCAGACUCUCCUGCUCGACAUAAGUGGAUAACAGAGAGAGAAAAACUUUAUAUUGAAGCAUCUAUUGGUAAAGGUUCUAUAGCCAAGGUUCGUUAUGUUCCUUGGCUUAAAAUGUUUACGUCUGGCCCGCUGUGGGCAGCCAUCACGGCCCACCUGUGUAACAACUACGUCCACUACACCCUGUUGACGUCACUGCCAACUUUUAUGAAGGAGAGUUUGAAUUUUGACAUCAAACAGAAUGGGUUUCUUUCAUCACUGCCAUACCUGUGUCAGUUUCUAGCCUCCAUAGGUGUGGGCUACGUCGCCGACACUGUCAGGGAAAGAAAGAUGAUGUCCACGAGGAUGGUCAGGCGGUCAUUUCAAAGUGUUUCUUUUAUAGGAACUGCCAUAUGUAUAGCUAGUGUUGGACAAAUCAGCUGUGAACAGCGCUACAUAGCAGUAUUUUUGCUUUGUCUCUGCACCAUAUUCAUGAGCUUCAACAGAGCUGGCUAUAUAGUCAAUCACCUUGACCUUGCACCCAGCUAUGCAGGUAUACUGUUUGGUAUCACAAACACAGCUGCCACUAUACCAGGCAUGAUUGCACCGAUCAUCGCUGGAGCACUCACACCUAAUAAAACUGCAGAAGAAUGGAAGAUUGUGUUUUACGUCUGCGCGGGAAAUGCAGCAUUUGGUGCUAUCAUCUAUUUAUUACUCGCAGACGGAGAGCUGCAGUCCUGGGCGGUCCCGCCACAGUCAAAAGUGAAGAUGGAGGUUUUAGUUGAAAGGGAUCGAGAUGAAGCGAAAAAAGUUCGGCCAAAUAGUCAUUCGUCCCAGUAAUAGGACAUAGCAAAGUGGCAAAAGGGACCAAUUACAAAAUAUGUUUCAGUUCACUGUGAGAAAGACAAUGUCACCAUAGUGGAAAUGUUCGGAAAGAGAUUCUUGUGUCGGAACACAGAGCGUAAUUAUGUAAACAGAGUUUGCAAUAAAUUAUAGGCGUGUAAAAUGUGUGUAAGAUGUGUGUAAGUUCAAAGUUGUGUGUAACUUUUAUGUAAGCUGUUGAACAUUAUACCUGUAAACCAUAAAUUAUCUUUUGUAAUUAAAAAUGAACUAGUAAUGUAUAAUAAAUAUGUUUUAGGUAAUUAAAAAAACACGAAAUCUAAAA
Molecule: messenger RNA, 2211 nt
Organism: Biomphalaria glabrata
Lineage: Eukaryota; Metazoa; Mollusca; Gastropoda; Planorbidae
Product: sialin-like
Exons: 13
Coding region: 474-1886 (470 amino acids)
Biological process (GO): transmembrane transport; monoatomic anion transport
Molecular function (GO): transmembrane transporter activity
Source: RefSeq, a predicted model, not a curated record